Molecule: messenger RNA, 921 nt
Organism: Epithele typhae
Lineage: Eukaryota; Fungi; Basidiomycota; Agaricomycetes; Polyporales; Epitheliaceae
Exons: 17
Coding region: 1-921 (306 amino acids)
Source: RefSeq, a predicted model, not a curated record
AUGUCGGCCGCCUCCUUCUCGCUGGACAAGACUUUCGGCGCCGCCUUCGUUGGCUUCGCCGUCUCCAGUCUCUGUCUGGGCGUUCUCUCGAUGCAGACCUACAACUACUUCCGGACAUUUCCCCUCGACAAAACCUACUACAAAGUCAUGGUCUCGGCGGUGUGGGCACUCGAGUUCGCGGAUCAAGCGUUGAUUGCACACGCCGUGUACACAUAUGUCGUCACGAAUUGGGGCGACAAGCUGAUCCUGAUCAAGCCCCCCGUAUGGUCACUUGUCAUUCAAAUCACCCUUGGGGUCGUAACAGGGACUGUUGUCAAACUCAACUAUGCUAUGCGCGUAUGGCGUUUCAGCAAAAUGAAUAUUCCAGUGACCGGCUUGAUCGUUCUGCUCACGGUCGGCGAGCUCGGCGUUGCGUGUGUCUAUACCUACCAGGGGCUAAUCCUGGACAGCCUGCUGGACAUCGGCAAGAUGAAAAUGAUUGGCACAUUGUCCCUCGGGUUGGGUGUAGGCACCGACGUCGCCAUCGCCGCAUCUCUCUGCUGGUUCCUUGGAGGAUUGCGCACGGGUCACAGGCAAGAUGACUCCAUGGUCAACAACCUCAUUCUUGGUUCGCUCAGCACAGGAUUACUCACUAGCCUCAUCAGUCUCGUGACACUCAUUCUGUACAACUUCAUGCCCGACAACUUCAUCUUCAUGGGCAUGUACUUCGUGCUGAGUAAGGUGUAUGCUAACUCCUUCCUGGCCGCAUUGAACACAAGACGAGUUAGCCGUGGCCGUGGCACUGACAAUGACCGCACAACUGUGCCCACAUUCCUCAUGGUCGGCAAGACCACCCAGCGGAGCAUCCAUAUUGACCCGGAACAAGCUACCCACUCACCGAUCUCGCCAGCCGAUUCACACAACUACGCUCAGCGGUGGUGA